Messenger RNA from Sinocyclocheilus rhinocerous, 404 nucleotides. RefSeq names its product brain-specific angiogenesis inhibitor 1-associated protein 2-like. NCBI's taxonomy places the organism in Eukaryota, Metazoa, Chordata, Actinopteri, Cypriniformes, Cyprinidae. The record is from RefSeq and is a predicted model, not a curated record. Gene Ontology annotation, cellular component: cytosol; nucleoplasm. Gene Ontology annotation, biological process: actin crosslink formation; positive regulation of actin filament polymerization; plasma membrane organization. The transcript is spliced from 3 exons. The coding region runs from base 114 to 404 and encodes 96 amino acids.
GUUCUGUUGAGCUGAGAUCAGACGCCUGUGGAUCAGAGCGCGGAUCUGCAGCUGACCCUUAUCACACAGACACACUGUUCGGAUAACCCAUCACGUUCAGCAAAACACCGUUUAUGGUUUUAACUGAAGAUUUCACAAUGUCUCGCACCGACGAGGUCCACCGCAUUACGGAAAAUGUCUAUAAGACCAUCAUGGAACAGUUCAAUCCCUGUUUGCGGAAUUUCAUUGCCAUGGGAAAGAACUACGAGAAGGCUCUCUCAAGUGUGACGUUUGCAGCAAAGGGCUAUUUUGAUGCUCUGGUGAGAAUGGGAGAGCUGGCCAGUGAAAGCCAAGGAUCUAAAGACUUGGGUGAGUCUCGCACUCCUGUUUUAGCUUCAAGGGAACAGGCAAACUGUGUGGCUUGA